CUUGACAUGAGUUAGUAUAAAUGAGUGCUCCAAAGAACGAUUCGAUAUCAGUUCACCGUAGGCAUUCCAAACAUACAGAUCUUAAACAAAAACAACCAAUAUGUUCAAGCUGAUCCUAGCUCUUUCCUUGGCUUUGGCUGUCGUGUCCGCUCAAUGGGAAGGUGGUUAUGGAGGUGAUCACCACCAUCAUCAUGAGGAACACCAUUCACAUCCGAAGUACAAGUUCGAAUACGGCGUUAAGGAUCACAAAACAGGGGAUCACAAGAGCCAGUGGGAGCACCGAGAUGGCGACGUCGUAAAAGGGCAGUACACUCUUCAUGAGGCCGAUGGUACCGAGCGCAUCGUUGAUUAUACUUCCGAUAAGCAUCACGGAUUCCAGGCCCAUGUGAAACGCGUUGGUCACGCACACCACCCGCAGGUCUAUGGACACCAUGAGGGUGGAUAUGGUGGUGCUGAAGGAGCUUUCGGAGGUCACGGACAUGGACACGGGCAUGCAAGCAGCUAUGCCAACUCGAACCUGCAUUCGUACCAUCACUGAUUAAAUAUUUUGAUAGACUGAUCUCAUUUUUUUCGUAUCUGUCGUUCGUCGCGCUUACCUCUCUAAAUAAAAUCUCAAAUUUA
Armigeres subalbatus is the source of this 621-nucleotide messenger RNA. RefSeq names its product adult-specific cuticular protein ACP-20-like. Lineage: Eukaryota; Metazoa; Arthropoda; Insecta; Diptera; Culicidae. The record is from RefSeq and is a predicted model, not a curated record. Gene Ontology annotation, cellular component: extracellular matrix. The transcript has 2 exons. Bases 101 to 538 code for a protein of 145 amino acids.